Symbiodinium sp. CCMP2456 is the source of this 597-nucleotide messenger RNA. Lineage: Eukaryota; Dinophyceae; Suessiales; Symbiodiniaceae. The record is from the annotation of a GenBank genome assembly.
AUGCGACAGCUGGCGCGCGACCUUCCAGGGCUGAGCCUCGCGCUAUCCCUCCACGCGCCCACGCAGGAACUCCGCCAGAAGAUCGUCCCCUCAGCGAAGAAUGUGCCCAUGGAAGAGCUCUUGGCCGCCAUGGACCUGCACUUGGAGACGAAGACGGCACGUGCCAUGAUUGAGUACGUGCUCCUGGCCGACGUCAACGACACCGACGACUGCGCCAAGGAGUUGGGUCAGCUUUUGGCUCCACGAGCCCGCAAGGUCAUGGUGAACCUCAUUCCCUACAAUCCGGGCGCCUCGUCCAUGCCGGACGGCUUCCGUGCGCCGCAGCAUCAGCGCGUGGAACGCUUUCAGCAAAUCCUCGCAAACUGCAGCAUCAUGACUGCCGGGCAACACAACCAUGGCCGCAAUUGUUAUUCUAAAGCUUGUAUUCAGGCUUCAUCUAGAGGGUUUCAAUCGGGUUUUCAAUUGGUUGUCUAUGAGGGUUCGCAGCGGGAUUUGUUCCGGGCUUCGGCUUCUUCUAUAAGAUUUAAACCGGGUAUGACUUCCGUAGAACUGGGCGAAAUCUUACUAGAUUCCCCAGCGUUACCCUCCUGCGUAUAA